This is a messenger RNA of Owenia fusiformis, 1803 nucleotides long. The record is from the annotation of a GenBank genome assembly. Lineage: Eukaryota; Metazoa; Annelida; Polychaeta; Sabellida; Oweniidae.
CCACUCAAGCCAAAGUAAAGUCAUUCAAUUUGAAAGAAUUCAGAGAGAAUGUCAAAGGAAAGGUCUGGAGACAUCCAGAAUAAUAACGAGCAACAAACAGAAGUAACUACAAGACCAAAAGGCUGGAGGUCAUACAUAAUAGAGCCUGCAGCAUUUCUAUACUGCCUUGCGUCAUACCCACAAUUAUCCACAACGAGGCAGUAUCUAUAUGAGAAAAUCGGGAAGCAAUACCAUUUUGAUUAUCUAAUUCGUACCGAGACAGCAGUUUGUGAAGUUAACCAUACGGAUCCCGGAUAUUUAGUCCAGCAAGAAAUCCAAAAAGAGACGUCAAUAUGGCGAUUAUAUUUCGAUGUCGCUUUCUGUAUAGCAGCGAUGUUGACAACAAUAAUGUUGGGUAGCUAUAGCGACAGAGGAGGACGUAAGAUUAUUCUUAUAAUUCCAGUAAUCGGGGAAAUUCUGGAGUUAUUUGUGUAUCUUAUAGAUGGAUACUUUAACCUGCAUAUUUCGUUUUUGCUCAUUGCAAAUGUUGUUCAUGGACUAUCUGGGUCUUGGAUGAUCUUUAUGUCAUCUGCGUUGGCAUAUGUUGCUGAUAUAACUGAUGAAUCUGAGAGAACAUUUAGGAUAACUCUGGUUUGUGCCAUUCUAGAGGUUGGAGGAGCAAGUGGGGAAAUAGGGUUAGGCUACUUCGUGAGGAACACAGGAUUUGCAUACCCCUUCCUCACAUCCUUGGCUGUCCUAGUCCUCGUAGUAUUUUACAUCAUCAUCUUUGUGCCCGAGACUGUCCAAGACACGACAAAAAAAUCAACAAUUUCUGAUGUUUAUAAAUCAAUGUACCGUUUAUACUUCAAAGAAGCGACAGGUUUUGUUAAACGGAGAUGGAAACUAAUAACAUUACUCAUAACAAGUUUCAUAAUUAUGACCCCAAAUACAAGCCCAUGGGAUGUUCUCAAUCUAAAAAUGCUCAACUACCCCUUAUGCUUCAAUCCUGUUCUGUUAGGUUACUGGGCCUUUACAGCAAUUGGAUCACGAGGAGUAGGGUCUAUGAUCUUUGUGAAGUUGCUCAGUAUACGCUUGGAGGAUAUCACUUUAUUUGUAAUUGGUGCACUCUGUGGUGUGAUUUACUAUAUAAUGGUCACUCUUGCUUACACAAAGCUGAUGAUGUUCCUAGCACCAAUAGUGGGGAUGCUGUGGACUGUGCCUUUGUCUGUGAUAAGAUCCAUGAUGUCAAAGUUGGUUGGGCCUGACGAACAAGGAGCAGUAUCAGCAAGUGUCGCUACUGUACAGACAGUAAGUUGCUUGGUGGGACAUGUCAUACUCAACGCCAUCUAUACAGUUACCGUGACAACAUAUGAUGGGAUCUGCUUCAUUAUAUUGGCUUCACUUUGUCUCUUAGCUGUUAUUAUUAUGAUACCAUAUAAUAUAAGGGUGAAACGAGAAGCAAAACGAUUUCAGGAGCUGACUGAACGAGCACCUCUUGUGACCUGACCUGAUAUUAUGAUUAUAACAAUAACAUUACCAUCUUUCAUCAAGUGACAGACACUGGAAAUAUUAUUAUAAAUAAAACAUACAGUGAUUAAUAAAGAAUGAAAUAAGUAAAAUGCAGGAUUGUGAAUGCUGCUCAAUAUAUCAAUUUAAAUACUUAUAAGGAACAGCUCAAAGAGCUAUGUACUACAUUUAAUGUACAUGUUUCACAUUUAGCAAGGCAAGGUGUGUCCAACAUCAGCCAAUCUGAACAAGUUAUUUCAUAUAACUGUAUUGCAUUAUUAUAGUCUUCAUGCAUUGUGCCAGAUUCAUUCCACUUGG